Messenger RNA from Penicillium vulpinum, 1227 nucleotides. RefSeq lists its product as uncharacterized. The record is from RefSeq and is a predicted model, not a curated record. Lineage: Eukaryota; Fungi; Ascomycota; Eurotiomycetes; Eurotiales; Aspergillaceae. Gene Ontology annotation, biological process: spliceosomal complex disassembly. Bases 1 to 1227 code for a protein of 408 amino acids. The transcript is spliced from 2 exons. Gene Ontology annotation, cellular component: U2-type post-mRNA release spliceosomal complex.
AUGAGUUCUAGAUUUGCCAAUCGCAGAAAGCCACGUAAGGUUGGCGGUGAUGACGAAGAGGAUGAUGAAGGCGCUGUACCAGAGCCAGUUGUUAAGCGUCCAGCUGCCUUCAAGCCGAAGCAAAGAUCUAAAUUACAGUUAUCCUUUGGGCCCGAGACGUCGAUGAACGAUGGAGACGAAGAGAGCGAAGUAGUCCUACCCAAGCGCCACGGUCUGGGGCGCAAGGCAAUGGAAAGGGGUGCCGGUCCACUGCCUUCAGUCUCAGCUGAAAGGCUAACUGCCAGAGUCGGCCAAGACCCAGACCGGCCUACCUACAGUCAUGACUACUUGAAGGAACUUCGCGAUUCCACACCCUCAACGCCGAAGACAACCACCGACGACGAAACCAGCACGGCUGUGGAUGUUGCAGCUAAGUUUGGUGAGAUUAUGACUGUUCCGGCACAAGCACACAUUCCGAGCGAAGCCGAGAUUCGGGAGAAAAAAGCCCGACGCGCACGCCUGGCCAUGGAACACGGUGCGGAGGACGACGGCUUCAUUUCCUUGGACGCCAACGAUGCAGCCAACGUUGAUGACUGGGAUGCGGUUGCACGAGGGGAAAAGAAGGUCGAAGAUACAAGGCUGGUUCGGGACGAUGAGGACUUUGCGGAAGGGUUCGAAGCCUUCACUGAGGAUGGCAAGAUGGCGCUCGGGCGAAAGGCAGAGCGCGAGAAGAAGAGGAAGGACAGGGAUGCAAUGCGUGACCUCAUUGAGGAUGCUGAAGGUGUCUCCGAUGAAGAUGAUUCUGACUUGGAGGAGAAGGCUGCCUAUGAAGCCGCCCAGGUCCAUGCGGCCAUGGGUCGUGGCAAGUCAGGUGGUCUUGAUCGUCCAAAGACUCCUCCCAAGGUGACAUCUCUUCCACGACUUGCUAGCAGCUUUGAAAGAUUACGCACGUCUUUGGCAUCCAUGGAAGUCUCGAAAACACAGAUGAUCAGCCGGAUGGAGGAAUUGAGAAAGGAGAAGGCAGAUAUCGCAAUUCGUGAGGUAGAGAUCCAGGCGAUGAUCAAGGAAGCCGGCGAUAACUAUGAGCGACUUAAGAAGGAAGCCGGUGUUGAUCCGAAGGCAAAGCUCGAUGCUUCCAGUGGAGCUUUAGAAAAGCCCCGAGGAUUGGAAAGUAUCGGUGCUCCUGUUCCGAUUAGAGAUACCUCAAUGUCAGAUUCCUCGGAUUCUAGCUUUGAGGAUUCUUCAUAG